AUUACAAAUGAUCAGUCGACGUCAGACUGAUGAAACACACCUGUUGGCCUCCAUGUCUGCAGUGGUCCGGCUGCCAGAAUGAAGCGAAAGAGGAAUGCCCCGAGUGUGGCACAAGCUUCAGUGGGAGAAGGCUGGAGGAGGCGCCCAUCAGCAUCCCUAACCCCUUCACCAACGGCCACAAAACACCAUGUGCUUUCCUCAUCGCUCCAGCAGAGGAAAACACGCUCAGAGAAUAUAAUGGUGGAUCAGAUCUGCAUACUGGAAUUACUGACACAAAUGGAGUUGUGUAUAACUACACUAAAUCCGGCGUGCGGAGAGACCAUGAGGGCUGGGAACACUGCAUCAGCAUCAUGCUAGUUCAGCCGGACAUGUACAACCUCAUCAGUCAGUGGGAUCAGUACCUGGAGAAAUUCUCCUCAGCCCAGAUGUGGGAUCCAUUCUGCUUUAAUGAGGAGAACCACAAUUGCUACAGCUACACGCUGAUGUUUAUAAACUGUGUGUUGGCCAUGCAGUCCAAGCGAGCGCUCAGCAAAGAGGAGUUUACACAGACUUUCAUUUUGCCGCGCAUCAAAAGGGCAUCCAAGUACACCAUGCUGUGUCGGGAGAUUUCCCAGAACCACUUCUAUAUCAUGGACAGUCCAAAGAGAGACUCACAGGAAAAACAGAAUGAUGAAGCUGGGAAAAGCAAGUCUUAA
Molecule: messenger RNA, 695 nt
Organism: Neoarius graeffei (lesser salmon catfish)
Lineage: Eukaryota; Metazoa; Chordata; Actinopteri; Siluriformes; Ariidae
Gene: mkrn2os.2
Product: MKRN2 opposite strand, tandem duplicate 2
Exons: 5
Coding region: 30-695 (221 amino acids)
Source: RefSeq, a predicted model, not a curated record